Molecule: messenger RNA, 1434 nt
Organism: Penicillium concentricum
Lineage: Eukaryota; Fungi; Ascomycota; Eurotiomycetes; Eurotiales; Aspergillaceae
Product: Zn(II)2Cys6 transcription factor domain-containing protein
Exons: 3
Coding region: 1-1434 (477 amino acids)
Biological process (GO): regulation of transcription by RNA polymerase II
Cellular component (GO): nucleus
Molecular function (GO): DNA-binding transcription activator activity, RNA polymerase II-specific; RNA polymerase II cis-regulatory region sequence-specific DNA binding; zinc ion binding
Source: RefSeq, a predicted model, not a curated record
AUGCCCCCCGAUUUGAAGACGAAGAUACGCCCUCAGCAGUCGUGCCUCAGAUGUCGUGAGCGCAAAGUGAAGUGCGAUCGCUCUAUCCCAUGCCAUGCCUGCAUUAUCCGCGGCCUCGAAGCAGAAUGCACCUACCUUACGACGGCCGAAGAUCGCGCCCACAUCAGCCAAUCCGAGAUAAUCGACCAACUACGACGCGAAGUCGCACAGCUGCGGGGGCGCCUGAACCAGAGUCCACGAGAGACCGGUCAUAGCCAAAGUCAGAGUCACAGUCAGCGCUCGCGCCCGGACAAGGGGGCCGGAACCGUCCCGGGAAGCAGUCAGAGUUGGACACAAUAUGCGCCCGCGCAUACGGGCUACAAUUAUGACGGCCAUGGUCAUGCCAAUGGCUGCGGGUACGCGACUGGCGCUGGCGCUGGCUCUUCCUCGGCUAGAGGUACACCGGAUACUGGUGAAGGCAGCUGGCGCGGGUCGUCGCCAUCCUCGUCGAUCACGACUAUGACGAACUCUGUGACUGUUACGAGUCCGGAUAGUACGGGGAGUGAGACCGGGGCUGGGUCGAUGUCCGCUUCGUCGCGGUCGGCUUCUGCUUCGGUUUCUGCUUAUCCUAUCGCGACGGGGUAUGCGCCGCAAGUUGCGGAGCUGGAUGGAUCGACUGCGGUUGAAUCGCUUGCUUUUGGAAAUCCUCUAGAAGAUGCGACAAUGUCUGGAUAUUAUACAGGAGGUAUGACCUUCGCUCCGGGGGACAUGUCCGGAACAGUCCCGGUACCGAUGCAGGGUCUCCCAGUGCACGGGCUACACGCGCAGGAUGCGAUGUUAGGGAUGCACCACCAUGCGCUAUAUGGAACCAAUGGCGAUAAUUAUAUGCUUGAUGGAGGCAAAGCACUACCACACUUACAACACACUGGCUAUCCCGCACCCAUACCAGCAUCAACAGUAACACAUUACGGGGAGGAAUAUCCAAUACCAAAUGAAGAUGACAGGCCUCAUGCAUAUCAUCAAUGGGGGCAAGAUGCAUAUGGGAAUCCGAAUCCAAGUCCGAAUCAAUUCCCGAAUACGCAUAUAUACCAAACCCCAUCUCAUUAUUCAACUAUCAACACCUUCACCAAUACCACCGCCACCAACACAAACAUCAACACCUAUACAGAUGCAUCCUUCUCCCUACCCACCCAGACUCCCGUGUCAGGCGAUACUUCAAGUCACGCCAGCCCCAGUUCCCAGGACCGUCCUUCGCCAACAACCAUCAUGAACUCAAUGCCGAGCUCCUGGAAGGGCGAGGGGAAACAGGAAUUGCUGGAGAUCCUGCUGGAAACCAUUGCCAGCUGUGACGAGCAACGUCUACCUCAGGUGAUUCAGGUCUUGCGGGCAAGCCCUUCUCCGGAGGAGGCUGUUUCGGGGGUUUGUCAGGUUCUCGGGAUUUGGAAUGCCCGGUAA